Arabidopsis arenosa is the source of this 680-nucleotide messenger RNA. The record is from the annotation of a GenBank genome assembly. NCBI's taxonomy places the organism in Eukaryota, Viridiplantae, Streptophyta, Magnoliopsida, Brassicales, Brassicaceae.
UCUUCACUCAAACCAAAAACAAGAAAACAUACACAACUAGCAAAAAAUGGCAAACAAGCUCUUCCUCGUCUGCGCAGCUCUCGCCCUCUGCUUCCUCCUCACCAACGCUUCCAUUUACCGUACAGUCGUCGAGUUCGAGGAGGAUGACGCCACCAACCCCAUAGGCCCAAAAGUAAGGAAAUGCCAGAAGGAAUUUCAGGAAGAACAACACCUAAGAGCUUGCCAGCAAUUGAUGCGCCAGCAAGCAAGGAAAGGCCGUAGCGAUGAGCUCGAUUUCGAAGACGACAUGGAGAACCCACAGGGCCCCCAGCAGGAAGAGAAGCUAUUCCAGCAGUGCUGCAACGAGCUUCGCCAGGAAGAGACAUAUUGUGUUUGCCCCACCUUGAAACAAGCUGCCAAGGCCGUUAGACUCCAGGGACAGCACCAACCAAUGCAAGUCAGGAAAAUUUUCCAGACAGCUAAGAACUUGCCUAAAGUUUGCAACAUCCCGCAAGUUGAUGUUUGCCCCUUCAAGAUCCCUUCAUUCCCUUCUUACUACUAAAUUCCAAACAAAACUCUCAAAGCGUAUGAGAGUGUGGUUGAUACCACACCUCAUCGUGUGUUUUAUGAAAAGUGUAAGCUUUAGUAUGUUUGAGGCUAAUGUAAUUAGCACUACUCCUUAAUAAAUAAGAGUUUUGUUU